This is a messenger RNA of Dentiscutata erythropus, 3153 nucleotides long. NCBI's taxonomy places the organism in Eukaryota, Fungi, Glomeromycota, Glomeromycetes, Diversisporales, Gigasporaceae. The record is from the annotation of a GenBank genome assembly.
AUGGACUAUAAAGUCCCUACGCAUGCAGAAAUCGAUCCUUACUUUUCUGUGAAUCCAAUUUCUGAAUGGCAACAUUUCAAUGCGUUUAUAAACUUCAAGUUAGAAGAUGGCCGAGUCUAUACAGCAGAAGAACUAUUUAGGAGCUUCUGUAGGUCACUAGCAUGCAUCGAGAAUGGUAAUUACCCCAAAUUCGUUAUGGAUUAUGCAAAAAAUCUAAAGACGGCUACGAAGCUUGCAGAGAAGAUUAUUGAGCGUAUUGAACGACGGCAAUUAAUGAAGGAAAAUGAAAUUGAUAUUCAGGAAAAGCAGUCCUUGCGGGUUCAAGUAUCUAAAUCGAAAGCAUUAGAUGAUAUAACGAAUGCAAUUAUUGGAAAGCGUAAAAGAGACAGUAAUGACGAUUAUGAUAAUGAACAUAUUAACAUUGAGACUUUUGAUAAUGAGCAAACGGCCAGAGAAAAUUAUGCUAUUUCUGCAAGAGAACUUAGUAAUGACCUCGCGAUGUCUUCAUUCAACAUUAAAGCGAGCUCUAAACAAGUUUUUACAUGGGAACAUGUAAUACCGAAAAUGGAAAUAAAUGAAAAUUCAACGAAGGAUGUAUGUCCACAAAUGUUUGGAACUGAUGAACCUGCUUACUAUGAUUUUCGGAAAUUUCAGAAGUCGGUUAUUGAAAAAUUAAAAACUGAUCCAACUUUAAGCUAUGCAACCGACGUUGAAUCUAUAAUUGCUUUAUCAAGCAUAAUGAUAUUAAGAAAAAACAAAAAACCAGCUUAUGUUUUGCGUACUGAGAAUGAGUGGCGAAUGGCGUUUCCGCAUAUUAUCUAUAAAUUUAAGAUGCCAACCCUUAUCCAAGUCACAGUAUGUUCAUAUAUGCAGCCUUUAAUGAGAGGUGAUUCGACAGAAUUUGAAGACUUGUGGAGGCAGAACUGGAGUAAAGUUUCAUUAUUGGAAGAUCAAAACGAUAGGAGGAUAUUUGACUCAAUGCAGAUGAUAACACGUAAUUUUUUUUACAAUUUGCCAUAUGGUAAAAAUAAGAAUUUAUCAAGUGAAGAUACUUACGUCCACAGAACCUGUCAUGUAAUUUUGGAAGAAAUUUUCCGUAUCGAAAAUAUGCAACUUAUAUGGGCAAAUGGGGAGAGUAGUUCGUCUAAAAAUCAACGCUCAGAAGACGGUAAUGCCCAUGGGUUAAAGCCAGACUUUCGUUUAAUUAGUGAAGAUGAAAAUCAGUCUGAAAUUUUAUUCGGUGAAAUUAAACCACCAAAAGUGGAAAACCAUAAAUUCAUUGUAAAUCAGGCACUUGCCAAAUUGGCCAAUCUUAUGAAAGGUGCAUUAGACCAAGGAAUCCAUGACGAAACAUACGGUGUACUCAUUAACGGAAACAGAAUCGAGUUUUGGAGAAUUACUUUAAAUUACGAUGGUUUACAUCAGUUCAUGUCUCUAGUUGAAAUGACCUUUCCAACUGAAGUGGCAGAGUUCCUUGUAAUUCUCUCCGUCAUGGAAAGAUGUUAUGAAUUAAAAGAACUUAUUGUUGAGACGGAGAAACGUAGCAUGAGAAAUGGUAGUUCCCAACUGAAUGUAAACUAUCAGCGUGAUUCGAACUCGAGUCCUAUGAAGACAAAGGUAUCAUCGUAUGAAGAAAAUGCGAAAAUCUGUAUAGUUAAUUCGGAAAUUUCAAGAACAUUGAUAGAAUUUAAAGACCCAAUCGUAUCCGCAAAAAAUCGUACUUUACAACUUUCAAAAGCAUUUUCAAAUAUGCCUCCUAUUGCAAAAAGUAACCAUUAUGAUUACCUCGUUAUUGGUGGAGGUAGUGGUGGUUUAGCUUCGGCCAGGCGCGCCAGUUCUUAUGGUGCUAAGGUUGGCAUUAUAGAAUCGAGUGGUCGGUUAGGUGGAACUUGUGUUAACGUCGGUUGUGUUCCUAAAAAGGUUAUGUUUAAUACUGCUUCUGUUGCUGAAGCUUUGCAUGAUGCGCAGCAGUAUGGCUUUGAUCUAACAUCGAUUCCUAAAUUCAAUUGGGGCUUCCUUAAGCAAAAACGCGAUGCAUACAUUAAGCGUCUAAAUAAUAUUUAUCUUAAUAAUCUUGUCAAAGAUGAUGUCGAAUAUAUUGAAGGAAAGGCAAGUUUCGUAUCCAAAAAUAAGUUAAGAAUAGAACGCGAUGGACAGGUUGAGGAAAUAGAAGCAAAAAGAAUUCUAAUUGCCACUGGUGGUCGCCCUCGCUUACCCCGUGAAAUCCCUGGUUUCGAAUUGGGCAUUACGAGCGAUGGUUUCUUUGAUCUUGAAGAACAGCCUAAAAAAGUUCUUGUCGUUGGUACAGGAUACAUUGGAGUUGAACUUGCUGGAAUAUUCAACACUUUAGGAACGAAUACAUAUAUAAUUACUCGUUCGGAUGAAAUUUUGCGUUCAUUUGAUCCAAUUAUCAAAGAUACGCUUCUUGAACAGUCAAAAAAGGAGGGUAUACACGUUCUAUCGUGUGCCAAAGUAAAUUCUUUGUCACGUGACUCGCCCUCUGGUCCUAUAAAAGUUAAUUUUACCUCAAAAGAAACAAACGAUGCAGUAGAAGAAUUUGAUACUGUUCUAUGGGCGAUUGGAAGGAUUCCGAAUAUUGAAGAGUUAAAUUUGGAAUGUACCGGCGUCAGACUAAAUGAGAAAGGGUAUAUCAUUAGUGAUGAAUAUCAAAAUACCACUGUCGAAGAAAUUUAUGCUUUAGGUGACGUCUGUGGUGUGGCGCAGUUAACACCUGUUGCUAUUGCUGCCGGGAGACGUUUAUCUGAUCGUGUCUUUGGUCCUCCAAAGUUCAAAUCCAGUAAACUUGAUUAUAACAACAUCCCAACUGUCGUAUUUCAUGGUACUUGUGGUACUGUUGGUUUGACAGAACCUGAAGCACGAAAAAAGUUUGGAGAUGAAAAUGUCAAAACCUACACUUCUAAAUUCAUAAACAUGUACUAUGCUAUGACUGAACAAAAGCCCGCAACAGCAUAUAAACUUGUUGUAGUAGGUGAAGAAGAAAAGGUUGUCGGUGUUCACCUUGUUGGAAAAGACUCCGCUGAAAUUUUACAAGGGUUUGCGGUUGCUGUUAAAAUGGGUGCUACGAAAGCAGAUUUUGAUAGUACUGUUGCGAUACACCCUACUGCUGGAGAAGAAUUGGUAACGAUGAAAUGA